This is a messenger RNA of Vicia villosa (hairy vetch), 1860 nucleotides long. Its product is annotated as proliferating cell nuclear antigen-like. The record is from RefSeq and is a predicted model, not a curated record. Gene Ontology annotation, cellular component: PCNA complex. Lineage: Eukaryota; Viridiplantae; Streptophyta; Magnoliopsida; Fabales; Fabaceae. The transcript has a single exon. Gene Ontology annotation, molecular function: DNA binding; DNA polymerase processivity factor activity. Bases 630 to 1442 code for a protein of 270 amino acids. Gene Ontology annotation, biological process: regulation of DNA replication; mismatch repair; leading strand elongation.
UUUGUAUAUUUGAUUAAGAAAUUCAAUCUGAUCCGAUCUAAUUUUAUGCGGCAAAUAAAAAAUUAAAUAACAUAUCAUAUUAAAAAUAAAUAAAUUAGUAUAAAAUUAUAUACACGUUGUUCGGUUUUAAAAAGUCAAUCUGAAUCAAAUAAUUUUUACGGUUUUCGAUUUUUUUUAUAUCGAUAUGUGAUUUUUAUUUGAACCGGUGUGGAUUUGGGCACACCUAUGAACAAUACAAAAUUUUGAUACGAGACAAAUGUUUUUGACUUGUUAAAUCUUAUUAAUUUAAUUUUACAUACUUUUAAAUAAUUUAAAAUAUUUAAUUUUUGGUAAAAUUUAAAUAAGAUUUAAAUUAUUAGAAUUUUGAUUUGAAAAAUCUUUAAAUAAGAUUGUAUUAUUAGCUGAAAUUUAAAAUAAAAACUGUUAAAUACUAAAAUAAACGGUUAAAUACCAUUAUUAUUUCAAGACAAGAUUAUGAAGUAAUAAUAUUUCAUUAUUGUAUAGUUUACAAUUUACAUUGAGACUUGUUUGAGGCGCCACUUGACUUGAAAACCUAUAUAUUUUGGUUUUCCCUUCAAAACCAUAACCGUCAAAAGUCAAAACCCUAUUCAUUCAUAUCCGCCAUCAAGAUGUUGGAACUCCGUCUAGUCCAAGGUUCACUUCUCAAGAAAGUUCUAGAAUCGAUCAAGGAGUUGGUGAACGAUGCAAACUUCGACUGUUCUUCUACUGGUUUCUCCCUUCAAGCCAUGGAUUCUAGCCAUGUCGCUUUGGUGUCGCUUCUUCUAAAACCGGAGGGUUUUGAGCAUUAUCGAUGUGACCGUAACCUCUCUAUGGGAAUGAAUCUCAACAACAUGGCUAAGAUAUUGAAGUUCGCAGGGAAUGAUGAUAUCAUUACCAUCAAGGCUGAUGAUGGCAGUGACACCGACACCGACACCGUGACCUUCAUGUUUGAAAGCCCUAAGCAAGAUAAGAUUUCUGACUUCACGAUGAAGCUGAUGGACAUUGAUGGCGAACACCUAGGAAUUCCGGAGGCUGAAUAUCAUGCCAUUGUUAGAAUGCCAUCUGCUGAGUUCGCUAGGGUUUGCAAAGAUCUAAGCACCAUUGGUGAUACUGUUGUGAUUACGGUUUCUAAAGAGGGUGUUAAGUUUUCCACUAAAGGAGAUAUUGGAAGUGCAAAUAUUGUUUGCAGGGGGAAUACUAAUGUGGACAAGCCUGAAGAAGCUACGGUGAUAGAGAUGAAUGAGCCUGUUGCGUUGCGGUUUGGUCUGAGAUACAUGAACUCUUUUACAAAGGCAACCCCUCUAUCAAGCUCGGUUACCAUCAGUCUGUCAAAUGAGAUGCCAGUUGUUGUUGAGUACAAGAUUGCUGAGAUGGGUUAUGUGAGAUUCUAUUUGGCGCCUAAAAUAGAGGAGGAUGAAGAAGAAACAAAACCCCAAGUUUAGACCAAUAUUAAUGUUACAUUUUAGGUUUGAGUUUGCAUUUAGUUGUAGGGUGCUUUUAUAUAUUACUAAGGUUUUAAUACAUUACUACUAUGAAGUUUAAUACCAUAGGGUUUUUAACCAAAAAUAUGUAAAGUAUUUUAUAGCUAAUAUCGGAUCAAACUUCAUAUUUAAGACUUUAAAUUAUAUUCAAUUGAAUUUUUAAUUUAUUUAAUACAAUAUAAAUACUUUUAGUUGUUCAGUUCAAUAAAUAGUAUAAUUAAUUAAAAUAAUAUAGUGAAAAAAGGAAUAAAAUAACAACACAAGAUAUUAAUGUGGAAAUUCUAAAAUCGGAGAAAAAAUAAUAUAGUGAAAAAAGGAAGAAAAUACCCUUUUUCAUCACCAAGAUUCAAACUAAGGACACCUUUGUUAAAGAAAAACU